GGAAGCGGCGGCGGCGGGAGGUUCGGGGCGCGGGCGCGGCUGCUGCUGCGGCUCCGGCACGUCCGCGAUGGCGGCGGCGCCGCUGCGCGUUCUGGCUUGUGGCGACGUGGAGGGACGGCUGGAGACCCUCUUCGGGCGGGUCCGGGCCAUCCAGGGCAAGAGCGGCCACUUCGACAUGCUUUUGUGCGUUGGGAAUUUUUUUGGCUCUACAUCAGCGACAGAAUGGGCAGAGUAUCGCAGCGGGGCCAAGAGAGCUCCAAUUCCAACCUAUGUGCUUGGUGCUAAUGACCAGGAGACUGUCAGCUGUUUCCCAGAUGUCAGUGGCUGUGAAUUAGCUGAGAACAUCACCUAUUUAGGCCGGCGAGGGCUCUACAGUGGCACCUCUGGGCUGCAGAUCGCAUACCUGAGUGGCACCGAGGCCCAAGGGGAGCCAGCUCCUGCCUACAGCUUCAGCUCAAAGGAUGUGGCAGAACUGAAAACAUCCUUGUUAUCAACCCCCAAUUUCAGAGGCGUGGAUAUCUUGCUGACAUCCCCCUGGCCCAGAGGUGUGGGGACUUUUGCCAACAGUGCGGGAGAAAUAGAUACCAAGAAAUGUGGCUCCAAGUUAAUAUCUGAUCUAGCUGCAAGUCUCAAGCCAAGGUACCACUUUGCUGCCCUGGAAAAGGCCUAUUAUGAAAGACUGCCCUACAGGAACCACACAGUGCUACAGGAGGCCCCACAGCAUGUGAGCAGGUUUAUUGCGCUUGCUGAUGUUGGCAAUACAAGCAAGAAAAAGUACCUCUAUGCCUUCAGCAUUGUGCCCAUGAGCUCCAUGGACCCUGCAGAGCUGGUUAAACAGCCACAGGACGUCACCGAAAAUCCCUACCGAAAAUCCCAGAAGGAGGCACAGAAGACCAGAGCACCCCUGUGCGCAGAGGAAGAACCAGCUUGUCAGUUUUUCUUUGAUUUGAACAAGCAUCAGGGAAAGAAACGUCCCUCAGAUGGGAAAGAGAGAGGGAACUCCCAACCUAAACAAGCCAGAAAACCCCCACAGCCCACGGGGCCCUGCUGGUUCUGCCUUGCCAGCCCAGAGGUUGAGAAGCACUUGGUUGUUAGUAUUGGCACUCAUUGCUACCUCGCCUUGGCAAAAGGUGGCUUGUUGCCUGAUCACGUCUUGAUUUUGCCUAUUGGGCACUAUCAGUCAGUGGUUGACUUGUCCUCAGAGGUGGUGGAAGAAGUGACCAAGUACAAAUCUGCCCUAAAGGAAUUUUUCAGAAGCAAGGGAAAGAGAUACGUCCUAUUUGAAAGAAACUAUAGGAGUCAGCAUCUGCAGUUACAGGUGAUUCCUGUACCGUUGGAGCACUGUACUUCUGAAGACAUUAAAGAGUCCUUUAUCACACAGGCACAGGAACAGCAGAUUGAAUUAUUAGAAAUCCCAGAGCACUCAGACAUCACGCAAGUGGUGCCGUCGGGAACACCCUACUUCUACGUGGAGCUGGACACGGGGCAGAAACUUUUCCACCGCAUCCGCGGCCGCUUCCCGCUGCAGUUCGGCAGGGCGGUGCUGGCCAGCCCGGCGCUGCUGCGGCUGCCGGAGCGCGCGGACUGGCGGCGCUGCGCGGCGGGCCGGGAGGAGGAGGCGGCGCAGGCCCGCGCCUUCCGCCAGGCCUUCCAGCCCUUCGACUUCACCCUCCGCGACUGAUGGUGACGACGCCGAUGACGGUGCCGGAGGGGGCGGGCGGGCGCGCGCGGAUGACGCGGCAAUAAAGGCGGAGUCCCCGGUG
Molecule: messenger RNA, 1763 nt
Organism: Apus apus (common swift)
Lineage: Eukaryota; Metazoa; Chordata; Aves; Apodiformes; Apodidae
Gene: CWF19L1
Product: CWF19 like cell cycle control factor 1
Exons: 14
Coding region: 68-1681 (537 amino acids)
Biological process (GO): mRNA splicing, via spliceosome
Cellular component (GO): post-mRNA release spliceosomal complex
Molecular function (GO): RNA lariat debranching enzyme activator activity
Source: RefSeq, a predicted model, not a curated record